Messenger RNA from Salarias fasciatus (jewelled blenny), 4419 nucleotides. RefSeq names its product ring finger protein 17 (gene rnf17). The transcript is spliced from 36 exons. The record is from RefSeq and is a predicted model, not a curated record. Lineage: Eukaryota; Metazoa; Chordata; Actinopteri; Blenniiformes; Blenniidae. The coding region runs from base 1 to 4419 and encodes 1472 amino acids.
AUGAUGGAAGAAGUCGACUUACCCGACGCUGCUAUUUGCAAGUCUUGUGGAAAAGCCUAUGAGCUUCCCGAGGAGGGAGUCGGUGGAAAUCUUCCCCGGGUGCUUUUCUGUGCCCACAUCUACUGCACUGUCUGCCUGCAGGCGAUAAAACGUGACAACGUCAUACAAUGUCCAGAGUGUAAGGUGAACUCCACCCUUGAUGAAGGAGGAGUGCUCAGUCUGCAACAAGAUGCCAGAAUAACAGGCCUCAUCUACACCACAAAAAUAAACAAGAUGAAGAGCUCGCGUCACGACAAGCCGAGGCACCGCAGACGAAACAAACUGGCGACGUCUGAGGGCAGCAGCACCAGGGCUGGGAUUGCAAUAAUAACGAGUAAUGCUGGUAUUUCUGGUGUGUUCCUGUCUGAUAUGAAGAAUAUUGAAAAGGCGUUGGAUGUGGCUGUGAUUAAAGCUGCAGAAAACAUCGUCCAGCUGCAAAACAUCAGCAAGGUAAGAACUGCACCUGUGUCGGAGCAGGUGAAGAGGAAGAUGGCGCAACUGGAGAUGGAGAUCUAUCAAGCCUCAGACAAAGCUAUCAGCGCUGUCCAGAAGUGGAAGGAUUCCCAGUUGCGUCGGCUGACAAAACUGGAGAUUCACUUCAAUGCUGACGAAGCCCGCAGCAAAGUUCAGGAGAGGAUUCAGACCCUGAAAAUAGCACUGCGGAUGGCCGGAGAAGUGCGAAGCACUCCUUCUCUGGGACAGUACUACACCCUGGAUAAGGUUCUGGAGACCCUACUCGCUCCUGUGGAUGAACAAUCCAUGGAACUGAAAUGCAUCACCCCGGACCCUGGAAUCAGCUCCCAACAAGACCGCUUCGACAGCAAGUCUCCCGAGGAGCCUGCGCACUGCAAAGAUGGCGACAGCAUCAGACCCAGUGAAAAAGAGCUUCCCAGUCCGCAAACUCUGCCUCCAACUGGCCCUGAGCUGGCCAACGACAAACGGAGAAUUCACAAGAUGAGAAAGAAACAGUCCUGCUGUACGAAAAAGGUCUCCCAGUGGGUUGUGGUGACCCACAUUGUCAACCCAAAUCACUUCUAUGUCCAAUAUGUUGCCGAGAAGAAGGAACAUGAGGCGCUUUCGGAGAAGAUCGGCCGCAUCGCCCAGUCAGAUUCUUCCUUCUUCACUUCAACUCAUACGCUGGAGACCGGCUUUUUGGUCUUUGCAAAGUGGAAGGAUGGACGCUGGAGCCGGGCCCGUGUGGUUGAUCUGCAGAGGAGCGGCUGCGCCGACUCCGUGGAGUCCUGUGUGGUCACCCGGCUCGCGGCUGUACGAGUCUUUUUCCUCGACUGUGGACUCACCAAGAGCAUCCCCAUACAGAGUGAGGAUGACACCACCGAGUCGGCACUGAUGGCUGUGAACAGACACCUGAGGAAGGUUAGACGCUUGGCGGCAAUGGAGCUGGCAAGCUUCCCCUGUCAGGCUGUCAGAUGUUCCCUGAAGGAUCUGGUCCCGUUCGACCAGGCAAAGGGUUGGAGCGUGGAGGCGACGGUUAAGUUCAGCGAGUUCGUUGGAACCUCGGCAGUCCAGAUGUGUCCUCUGGGUCAAGACAGCGACUCUCUGCUGGUGGACCUGCUGAAAACUCCAGUUCAUCAGUGCAGCAGCGCCCCCCUCUCUGUCAAAGUACACCUUGUUUUCAUCGAAGUGGCCAGGUUCUUUUGUCCAGUGACGCCUGAAAUGACGCCUCUGAAGUUCUACUCACCCGUCUGUCCCAAAACAAACACGGUGCUCCGAACUGUCGUGUCCCACGUGAACAGCCCCUCCGACUUCUACAUCCAGGUAGUUGACAGCACGGAGUCGUCGCUGCUCUCGGCCAAGCUUCAGGGCUGUUACAGUGCCGCCAUCCCUCCAGGGGACGACGAGUUCAGCAUCCACUGUCCUGUGAUCGGACAGGCCUGCGUGGCUCGCUUCGACGACGAGACGUGGUGCAGAGCCCAGAUUCUAGGUCACCUUGAUGGAAUAAAAGUGGAGGUGUUCUUUGUGGAUUAUGGCAAUACGAAAAUCGUGUCUGUCAGUGACUUGAGGAAGAUCAAAGACGAAUUUUUUGCUCUUCCUUCGAUGGCCGUCCACUGCAGCCUGUCAGAUGUGGUCCCUGCUCAGGGAGCCACCUGGAGCGACGCCAGCAACAACCGCUUCAUCCUUCUGGCCCACCAGAAACCGGUCACUGUUGUAGCAACAGCGAAAGCUCAAGAAGGAAAACCUCUGCCUGUCAUGCUGUUUGUGGGCGGCCAGGAUGAACCACUGACCAACAUCUCUGAGCAUCUGGUCGAUGAGGGGCUGGCCUGCUUCAAAGAACGUGUGAAGCCCCCGCCUGACGAUCUGGCCGUCUGGGACCCUCCACUUGAAUUGUGUUUCCCUGGGGGAGAGAUCGACGCCCCGAACCCGAAAACCCCGGGGCAUCAGGAGGAGGAACCGCAAGAGUUCAGUCCUCAGCUGAAGAUUCCCGCACAGCUGAAGGACCUGGAAGUCCGGGUGACUCACAUCAACUCGCCGAGCAGCUUCUACGUCCAGUUCGUGCAGAACGACUCUCAGCUCCAGAGUGUGAACGAGAAGGUGAAGCAGGAGUGUGAGCUGUCCGAGCCUCAGGACGUGGCGUGGAAGACGGACAUGUAUUGUGCCGCGCUCAUCAACGGGGUUUGGGAGAGAGGGCAGAUCGUCAAAGACGUGACGUCAAGCGACACUGCAGAGGUGAGACUGUGUGACUAUGGAAACACAGUGAAAGUCGCCCUCAGCGAGCUGCGGCCGCUACCCCCCUCCCUGACGGGCUCUCUGGCACUGGAGUGCUCCCUGGAUGACAUACGACCAGCAGGAGGUCGCAGCACCUGGACGGAUACAGCCUGCGAUUUAUUCUCCUGCUACGCAACCACGGUUUUUGUCCUCUUGACCAUCAAGGAGGUGACAGAUGAGCGUCCGAUGUCCGUCACGCUGUUCGGCUCAAACAAAGUUGGACAGUUAAUAAACAUUUCUGACUUCCUGACCAAGGAAGGCCUCGCUCUCAGGAAAAGAACACCAAGAGACGCCGUCGUUGAAAACCUCCCAAAACCCGAUGCUGCUCCGUCAGGGAACGAGAUCCAUAUCGAGACCUCGUCGUACGAUCCCCCGGCGCUGCCACGUCUCAGUGUCCUCCAGAUGAGCGUGUCCGCCAUUGGAGACGACGGUCUGAUUUAUGCCAGAACUCGGUGUGCAGAGUUUGAGCUGGAGCAGCUGAAGGAGAGGAUUCAGCAGAGCAUGAAGACUUUGCCCAGGCAGAAGCAUUACACCUGGAAGUCGGUGCUGGGCUGCGCUGUGAUUGGACCAGACAUGCUGUGGUAUCGCGGGAAGCUGCUGGAGGUGCUGGGAGGACACGUGACGGUGCAGUAUGUGGACUACGGCCUGGUGGAGAACAUCCCAGUCGUCCAUGUUUACCCUGUGCUGCUGUGUGAAGACGUCCCUCAGCUCUGCCUGCCCUGCCAGCUGCUUGGCGUCAACCCUGUCGGCGGUAAAUGGCAGCAGGAUGCUUUGGCCUUGCUGAAGGAAGUGUUGCUCAACCGCACUGUUCUCGUGCACGUUGUGGAGCUUCCAGCUGAUCCGGACGGACCGCUCACGGUUGAGAUCUUCCUCGGCAGCAUGAGCGUCAGCAAGAUUCUCUGUCACCACGAAUACGCUCGCAUAGACAACACCGUGUCCGCACAGAAGGGACUCUCAGCAGUGCCGUCGUCUCCCAUCCUGCAAGACUGGGAUCUCAGCACUGAGGGGCUGCUGGAAGCAGAGGAGCCGAUGCUGGGACCCUUUAUUGAGCCAAAGCUGCCAGAGAAAGAACUCUUCAAAAUCCGAGUCAAACAUCUUCAGACUCCAAACGAGGUGUUUGUUUGGCCGGUGGAGGAAACGACGGACGUGGACGUCGAUGGAGAGACUCUGGAUGAAGCUCUGACUCGAGUUAAUGCAGGGAUCGACAGCCUGCCCUGUCUCACCAACUUCCCGUUUGGAGGUCCGUGUCUGGCAGAGUACAGCGAUGGGAAGUAUUACCGGGCCCGGUUGAUGAAGAUCACCAGCGUGGAGCCGGUCUCCGUCCUGGUCCAGCACGUGGACUUCGGCUCUUACGACGAUUUACCCGUCAGCAAGCUGCGGCAGAUGCCCGCCGACCUGAUGCGGUUUCCCUCCCGGGCGCUGAAGGUGAGAGUCGGCGGCUUCAAGGCUCCACACGUCAACGUGGAGGACGAGGUGCUGCCUUACAGCCCCGAGUGGAGCGUGAAGGCGGCCAUGGACAUGAUCGAGCUGCUGCACGACAACAUCACCGCCACCGUCGUGGCACGAGAGCCUCGGCUCACAGUCCUGCUGUUCAAUAAGGACGGAGAGCCGAUCCACCUUCCUCUGGUCCACAGCGGCCUGGCAGAGCUGGAGUGA